Varanus komodoensis (Komodo dragon) is the source of this 1776-nucleotide messenger RNA. It is a transcript of the gene RHOA, whose product is annotated as ras homolog family member A. The transcript has 5 exons. NCBI's taxonomy places the organism in Eukaryota, Metazoa, Chordata, Lepidosauria, Squamata, Varanidae. Gene Ontology annotation, cellular component: cleavage furrow; dendritic spine. The record is from RefSeq and is a predicted model, not a curated record. Gene Ontology annotation, molecular function: GTP binding; GTPase activity. Gene Ontology annotation, biological process: cell migration; small GTPase-mediated signal transduction; stress fiber assembly. The coding region runs from base 131 to 712 and encodes 193 amino acids.
UGUAUGAGAACGUGAACGCGCUUUGCUCUGAACCCGCCCCGCCGGUUUCCGUUCCUUAGCCGCUGCCGGAGUUUGGGCCCGUAGAAGCAUAAGGAAGCAGCGCCGGGGAGACGCAGGGAGCCCCUCAGCUAUGGCAGCCAUUCGGAAAAAGCUGGUUAUAGUGGGUGAUGGUGCCUGCGGCAAGACCUGUUUGCUCAUUGUAUUUAGUAAAGACCAGUUUCCUGAAGUUUAUGUUCCCACAGUAUUUGAAAACUAUGUAGCAGAUAUUGAAGUUGAUGGAAAGCAGGUGGAGCUGGCCUUAUGGGAUACAGCAGGACAAGAAGACUAUGACCGACUUAGGCCUCUUUCAUACCCAGACACUGAUGUUAUACUUAUGUGUUUUUCAAUUGAUAGUCCUGAUAGUUUAGAAAACAUUCCAGAGAAGUGGACUCCAGAGGUGAAACACUUCUGUCCCAAUGUACCCAUCAUUCUGGUAGGAAAUAAGAAGGAUUUGAGGAACGAUGAACACACAAGACGGGAACUGGCCAAAAUGAAGCAGGAACCAGUCAAACCUGAAGAGGGCAGGGAUAUGGCAAACCGCAUCGGUGCUUUUGGAUACAUGGAAUGCAGUGCAAAGACCAAAGACGGUGUGAGGGAAGUGUUUGAAAUGGCCACUAGAGCUGCUUUACAAGCCCGACGUGGCAAAAAAAAAUCUGGGUGCCGUCUCUUGUAAAGCACAGCCAAGGGAAGAUGGCUGAAGCAGUGCCCCGCAUUCAAUGAAUUUUUGAAGUGCUGUUUAUUAAUCUUAGUGUAUGAUUACCAGCCUUUUCAUUUAUCUAUAAUUUACUUAAGAGAUUUAAAAUCGAGUCUUGCUACCAGUAUUUAGAAGCCAACCAUGAUUUUUUUAUAAUGGUCUGCAUCAACUACAUCUGUGCACACAAGGGUUAACUUCAACAUUCCUUUAACAAAACUUUCUCUGCACUUGCAGGAUAUGCCUGGCGCUAAUUGAAGACAAUUCUCUUCUUGCUUUUUUAGACAUGGGAAGAAAGCUGGUAACACUGAGAAUUGGGCUGUAACUACUCCAUAACUAACAUGUUCUACCUGUUCAGGUACAACAGACAUAGCUUUGGAUGAGAUCCUGAAUAACUUUAGUGUUUUCACAUUGAGAGGAGGGGGGGUUCUUCUGAUCACUUACUCCAAGAGGUUCUUUAAUAGGAAAUGAUAUUUGGAAAAUGUGCUAACUCUGAAAUUACCGGAGUCUCUCUCAGCUAUGAAAAGUAACAGUUCCAUGGUUUCAUGUUAGUUACCUUAUAGUUACUGUGUAAUUAGUGCCACUUAAAUGUAUGUUACCAAAAAUAAAUCUAUAUAUCCCAGCCUAGAUGUAGUAUUUUUUGUAUAAUUGGAUUUCCUAAUACUGUUUUGCUUGUAACUUCUGCGUAAGGUGUUCUGGGUUUUUUUAAGAGUGUACUUGCAAAUAAAGUCAAAUGGAGAGUGAUGCCCUUCCCCAUUUGUAAUUGUCCGAUCCAUUUGUAUGACUUAAACAUCCCCAGAAAGCUCAUCUUUAAUACCUCCUUCAGGAGCAAGGGAAAGGCAGCUGUUUUACAGUCAAGGUAACUGAAUGUUUCAGAAGCUUUAAGUUAACCCCUGCUGGAUCCAGCUCCAGUCUGAAAAUGCAAGUUCUUGCUUAUCAUCUGCUGGCCAAAUUCCCAUCCUGUGAACGUCUUGCUGUUCUGCAGCAAACUAAACUCUCUUCUGUAUUUGUUUCCAACGACUAAUAGAAUAAAGGCAGUUUUCUAA